Drosophila teissieri is the source of this 3221-nucleotide messenger RNA. Its product is annotated as ATP-binding cassette sub-family F member 1. The transcript has 3 exons. The record is from RefSeq and is a predicted model, not a curated record. The coding region runs from base 255 to 2972 and encodes 905 amino acids. Gene Ontology annotation, molecular function: ATP binding; ATP hydrolysis activity. NCBI's taxonomy places the organism in Eukaryota, Metazoa, Arthropoda, Insecta, Diptera, Drosophilidae.
CCCAUAAUUUGUUAUUUCUACUUACAACGGAUUACAAAAUUGCCAAUUCUGUCGACUCCUAACGGUUUUUCUUCAUCAAGUUUCGUGCCAUGUGCAGUCAUCGAUAGUCCAACAAAAACGAAUCGCGUGCAAUCAUCCCUGGCGACACAACUGGUUGUGCAUAUGUAUGUCGCGAUAUUACAUACCUAUAUAAUAUUGCCAGCUCUGCACGUGAAAUCCGAAGGCGGCUGUAGUAAUCUGUGAUCAAAUCAAACAUGUCCAAAGCCAAGGGUAAGAAGAAGGAGCGCUUCGAUGACGACGAGGAGCAGCUGGAGAAAGUGCAGGAGAAGAAGGCCCCGACGAACAAGAAGGGCGGUAAGAAGGGAAAGCGAGGAGGUGGUGGUGGCGACUCCAGCGACGAGGAUGUCACGCCCAAGAAUCGGGACAACGAGGACCUGGAAAGCAUAGCCUCCUCGAAUCAGAGCAAGCAGCAGACUGCCGGCAAAAAGCAGGCCAAGAAGGGUAAAAAGGGCAAGAAGAAUGACGACUGGAGCGACGAGGAUGAGAAACCAGCGAAAAGUCUGCCUGCCAACGAUCUGGACGAUGAAGAUGACGACGAGGCGCCUCUGCCGCCCAAGCCAGCUGCAAAAAAGCCACAGCCCAGCAAGAAGAAUAAGAAGAACAACAAGAAGCACGAUUUCUCUGACGAAGAGGAACCUGAGCUGGACUUGGACGAUCUUAACGAUGAGGACGAGGUGGAAGUUGUUGCUGCCAAGCCAGCCUCCAAGAAGUCGAAGAAGAAGCAACAGGCUCAGCAAAAGAACAAGUUCGCCAUGAGCGAUGAUGAAGAGGAUGAGGUCGCCGAAGAUCUGCCAAAUGACAGCGAGGAAGAAGAGCAACAGGUGUCCAACAAGGCGACCAAAAAGUCCAAGAAGGAAAAUCAAAAACCAAAACUACCAUCCAGCGAAGACGAAGAGCCCGAAAAGGAAGUGGAGGAACAGAAAGUGGCCGAAGUCCUAAGCGAGAAAGUGGCUACAGUGAGUCUCAAGGAAAAGACACCUGAACCUGUAGCCGUACCCGAACCCGAGUCUGAAGCUCAACCCGAAGAGGAACCCGAAGCUGAGGCCGAUCCCAAGUCCGAGGACAGUAAGGAAACCAAGGAGAAGAAACUCACCCACAAGGAGAAGAAGAAGCAAAAGAAGCAGCAGGAGUACGAACGCCAAAUGGAGCUGAUGACGAAGAAGGGUGGUGCCGGGCACUCGGACUUGGACAACAAUUUCACCAUGUCGCAGGUGCAGAAAACCGCUGGUCAAAAGGCGGCUCUGGAGCAAGCCGUGGACAUCAAGAUCGAGAAUUUCACCAUCUCAGCCAAGGGUAACGAUCUAUUUGUGAACGCCAACCUAUUGAUUGCUAAUGGACGCCGUUAUGGUUUGGUGGGUCCCAACGGCCACGGCAAGACCACCUUGCUGCGGCACAUUUCCACCCGUGCCUUUGCCAUACCGCCCAAUAUCGAUGUGCUGCUCUGCGAACAGGAAGUCGUAGCUACCGACAAAACGGCCAUCGAUACAAUCCUGGAAGCGGAUGUGCGACGCACACAGAUGCUAAAGAAGGCCGAUGAACUGGAGAAACAGUUUGUCGGUGGCGAUUUGACUGUGCAGGAGGAGCUAAACGAUACCUUCGCGGAACUGAAGGCCAUUGGAGCGUACUCGGCGGAAGCCAGAGCACGAAGAAUCCUUGCCGGUUUGGGUUUCAGCAAAGAGAUGCAGGAUAGGCCCACCAACAAAUUCUCUGGUGGCUGGCGCAUGAGAGUGUCCCUAGCAAGAGCUCUCUAUCUGGAGCCCACGCUGCUUAUGCUCGACGAACCGACCAAUCACUUGGAUCUUAAUGCUGUUAUUUGGCUGGACAACUAUCUGCAGGGCUGGAAGAAGACCCUGUUGAUCGUGUCUCACGACCAGAGUUUCUUGGAUAAUGUCUGCAACGAGAUCAUUCAUUUGGAUCAGAAGAAACUGCAAUACUACAAGGGCAACUAUUCCAUGUUCAAGAAGAUGUAUGUGCAGAAACGCCGCGAGAUGAUCAAGGAGUACGAGAAGCAGGAGAAGCGCCUGCGAGAGCUGAAGGCCCACGGUCAGUCGAAGAAGGCAGCGGAAAAGAAGCAAAAGGAAUCGCUCACACGCAAGCAGGAGAAGAACAAGUCCAAGCAGCAGAAACAGGACGAGGAUGAGGGCCCGCAGGAGUUGCUGGCCAGGCCCAAGGAAUAUAUCGUCAAGUUCCGCUUCCCAGAGCCAUCGCAGCUUCAGCCACCCAUUUUGGGUAUCCACAAUGUCACCUUCGCCUUUCCGCCCCAGAAACCACUGUUCAUCAAGGUUGACUUUGGCAUUGAUCUAACUAGUCGCGUGGCUAUCGUGGGACCCAAUGGUGUUGGAAAAUCAACCUUCCUCAAGCUGCUGCUCGGUGAACUGGAACCGCAGGAGGGUGAGCAACGCAAGAAUCACCGCCUCCACGUGGGCCGCUUCGAUCAGCAUUCAGGUGAACAUCUUACGGCGGAGGAAUCGGCUGCGGAGUAUCUGCAGCGUCUGUUCAAUCUGCCUCACGAAAAGGCGCGCAAGGCAUUGGGUUCCUUUGGUUUGGUCAGUCAUGCCCACACCAUCAAGAUGAAGGAUCUGUCUGGUGGUCAGAAAGCUCGUGUGGCCCUCGCUGAGCUUUGCUUGAGUGCGCCGGAUGUACUCAUUCUCGAUGAGCCUACGAACAAUCUGGAUAUCGAAAGUAUCGACGCCUUGGCGGAGGCAAUCAACGAGUACGAGGGUGGUGUGAUCAUCGUCUCCCACGACGAGCGUUUGAUUCGUGAAACAGGUUGCACUCUCUACGUGAUUGAGGAUCAAACGAUCAAUGAGAUUGUUGGUGAGUUCGACGACUACAGGAAGGAGGUGCUCGAUUCGCUGGGCGAGGUGGUCAACAAUCCUAGCGUGGUGGCCAAUGCGGCUGUGCUGCAAUAACCCUCAAGUUGCAUACGGACUUGGAGUCCAUGCCACUGGUCAUCAUCUCGUCAGCCGGCUCGCUCUGUUAAUUGUUCAACUGUUGAAUGGAUUAUCCGCUAGUUAGCCUUUUUAUACCAACAUAUAUACAAUAACAAAUUGUGCAAGUAAAUGUUAUUACACAAGAGCGGUGAAGAAUAUUUUGUUUAUCUGAAGGAAUUGUGGGACGAUUUUGUUGUUUCUGAGAUAAUUAAACAAAUUUUAUUUAAA